Trichosurus vulpecula (common brushtail) is the source of this 3518-nucleotide messenger RNA. RefSeq names its product R3H domain and coiled-coil containing 1 like (gene R3HCC1L). The record is from RefSeq and is a predicted model, not a curated record. The coding region runs from base 453 to 2786 and encodes 777 amino acids. NCBI's taxonomy places the organism in Eukaryota, Metazoa, Chordata, Mammalia, Diprotodontia, Phalangeridae. The transcript has 8 exons.
GGAUAAAUGGGAGAUAAGCAGCAGAGAGAGGGCACCAGCUUGGGGCGGGCCUGGUAAACGCUUCUUGUAGAAGGUGGGAUUUCAGGGGGAGUUGCCAGGCUCGCCUCCGGCAGAGAUCGCAGUUUCGCCUCCUCCAUAGGGACUACAAUUCCCAGCAGGCCUCGCGGAGCUGAGGGGGCGGAGACAUGGCCGGGACCUGGGUCCGGCGCGCUUGACAGCGGCGCGAGCGGAAGCGCGCGGCGGCGGCGGAGGAGCCUACGGAAGCGGCGAAGAUGGCUGGCGCCGCCGGGUUUCAAUGUUGAUGGUUGAUAAAUACAAAGGAAUUACCAGGAUUUUCCUCCUUUUUAUUUGGAAAAUUUGUACAGUUUUUUGCUGUCUUCAUACAUAGUCUCUCUUCUGACCAUUUAUAAUUCAUCAAAAAUAAAUCGUAGUAUUUUGAUUGAGGCGGCAUCAUGCAGCCCGAUAUUGAGAAAUGCAGACCUAGGGCCAGAAAGCCAGAUAUGGCCCUUUAUGUGCCCAAAGCUCGAAGAGGUUCAGUGCUUCCCAUAUCAAGUCAUCAGGAAAUGAGCUAUAGUCAUCUGAACGCUGUAGUGAAGCAAGGGCAAGAAGAAAGUCAUCUGCCCUCAAAGAAUGAUGUCUUCAGAGUCAGUUCUGAACUUCAAAGAUCUAUUAGUAAUCCUAGCAGACAAGAACACAAGGCCAAGGAUGGAAAGAGACCUAAUUCAAAAUCAAAAAAAGUCAUACACUUGAAAGAAAGAAACAGAGGAAAAUUCCACACUCAAAAGGGAACCCCAGAGUCCAAAGAAAUGUUCAACAAAAAUCAACAAAAGAUCCCAAAUCCUAGUAGUUUUUCCAAACUACCUUCACAAAUACAUUUUAAACCAAAGAAAUUUAUGGAUUCCCAAACCAGCAAUAUGACGCAAUCUAGUACAGAAACCUCUGAGACUCAGGCUUCCAGUAAACCAUUCCAAACUGUGAAAUUAUGUGAUUUCAGAAAGGAAGAACUAAGUGAGAUGAGUUCUGCAGAAAGAGACUUGAAAAACAGUGUUAGUACUGAUUGUAAGGUAGUAGAGACAGUAGCUAGUUCUCAGUUUUUAGAUGAGCCAAUAAGUUGCAGUUCUCUUUUGAAUCCUGACUUGCUGGCAUCUGCACAGCUAACCCCAUGUUCUGAAAUUGUGCAAGAAGUUAUACAUACAAUAAGUGGUAUACCGAAGCCCACCACUGAAGACAUAAAGAACAUUGUUAUCUGGGGGAGCCCAAAGAGUGUCAUUGAUCAAGCAUGUACAGACAACGAACCUAAUGUCAGUGACCUAACUGAUGCAGUGUUCCUCAGCAGUACAGCUGGCAUCUUGAAUCAGACAAAUGUGGAUAGCAUAUCUGGGGUUGGGGAUCCUGUCUCUGACCACAUGCACAUAGUCAGUAUAUUAGAGAAUUCCAAUGACAUUGUGGAUUCAAUUUGCAUGAGUGGAGAGUCUGAGAAGAAUGGUGACCCUGCUGAUGAGUCGCAUGUGUGCUAUGAACCUGAUAAUUUAAGUGACUUUGCUGAUGAGACAUCUACAGGUAGUGAGCUGGAGAAUGACAGUGACAUCACUAAGCAGGCAUGUAUGAGCAUUACAGAUGGUAUUUUUGAUGAGACAUGUGCGAGCAGCACCUCAACAGUUGUGGGUGGAAUCUCUGAACAGGCAUGUAGCAGCAUAAACAGUUUGCUAGACUGUAUGGGAGUAAGUACUUACAUAACCCCUCUUCUAGUAGCUAACAGCUUAGAGUGUGGGAAUGAAAACUCAGGUGACUUGACAGUUUGUACAGAUGGUUACACCGAAGAUGUUUCAUCCAGUUAUCAAGAGUCAAUGGGAGGACUAACAAAGGCCUCGUCAGAUUGUACCUCUUUAAUACCUAUAAAGAAGGACGCAUCCAGCAAUCAUGGUUCCUGUUUAGACUCUGAACUCUGCGUGUUAAAUAGGACAGAAUCGCUUUCCAACAAGGCCUUGAGCGGUGAUCUGGAUUGUGCAGAUGGUAUCGCAGAGUCUUUGAAUAAUCUAAGAACCGGUGAAGAGUUCAAAACAGGUGAGAAAGAUGACUCUGGGAAGGUAGAAUAUACUGUUUCUUCAGACAACCAAUUGGAACUGAAGGCAGCUAAUCCUUCCUCCAGUGAUGAAAGUGCUCCUACAGAGGAGAGCUGGGAUUCUUUGUUUAAUGAUGAUGGAGAUUGCCUGGAUCCACGACUUCUAGAAGAGUUAUCAGGGAGUUCGAAGAACAGGAAGAGUCUCCAGGAACCUAGAUUUGAUUAUUACAACUAUGAAGCUCGUGAGCUUGACAUCAGCGAUUGUGAACUUCCUCAUGUCAUUGAAAUCUAUGACUUCCCUCAGGAAUUUCGCACCGAAGACCUCCUACGUGUCUUCUGCAGCUAUCAAAAGAAAGGAUUUGAUAUUAAAUGGGUGGAUGACACACACGCUCUAGGAGUGUUCUCCAGUCCGAUUACAGCUCGUGAUGCCCUGAAUAGUAAGCACAUGAUGGUAAAAAUCCGACCCCUAUCUCAGGCCACAAAAGCAGCGAGAGCCAAAGCAAGAGCUUGUGCUGAGUUUCUCCAGCCAGCCAAGGCACGUCCGGAGACAUCAGCUGCCCUGGCCCGAAGGCUAGUGAUCAGUGCCCUUGGGGUGCGGAGUCAGCGGACCAAAGCAGAACGGGAUGCCGAGCUCAAGAAACUGCAGGAAGCCCGUGAAAGAAAGCGGUUGGAGGCCAAGCAACGGGAGGACAUCUGGGAAGGCCGGGACCAGGCUACUGUCUGAACAUCACCAAAAGAAAGGGAUACUUUCACGAAUUCAGAAGAUUCCAGGCUCAAAGACCCAUGUUGAGUUUCCUUUGUGUGUGAGAAAGACAGAGACUGUGGGUUCAGAGGGAAAGUAAACUUCUCUGUCUUGGUAGUUCUGCUUUCUAGACCUGGGAGGGAACAGUUUGGAAUCAUUCCAUGUGGAAAAUAGGAGGAAGUAGUGUUCAUCAACUAGGAAGAAACUUGGAAGCUGAAGCUUCUUUAGAGUCCACUGGGCAAGAGAAGCCAUAGAUUUGUGAGCGAUUUAUCUAUGAAGAGCUUAACCACCCUAAUAGCAGAACAGAAGAAGGAUAGAAAAGUCACCAGGGCCCCAGGCCAGAAGAUACCAGGACCUUGUGAGGAAAGACGUAGGCCCUGAGAGACAUCCUCCAGCACCUCUUCCAGCUGUGAACAGAGAUGUCUGGACAGUCCACAGAUGGAGGUGGAGAAUCCAGUAUUCUCAGGGUACCCAGAACCAGAAUCUUAGUGCUGGCUCCUUUUUAAUGAUAAGUCCAGAGCCUCAUAGCUGGCUGACAGCAGCACCUGUUAUGAAUGUUGGGUCUCGAGAGUUUCAGCUUUGCCGAGAGCCUGCCUGCUGCUGCUUCUGUCACGUGGCAGCUGGGGUGUGCCCACGGCACAAUGGCCACCAGGGCCUGUGUAAACACUGAUGUCAUGGGGUAAUAGAGAUGCAUUAAAUCUAUUUCCUGACAUG